GGGGGGCUGGUUUCGUUCGUGUGAUCAGUAGAACACGAUGGUGAUGAGUUGUUGAUGUGACGACAGAAGAUGUACCAAAGUCGCUCUCUUCGAAAGCUUUCCUCAUUGAGCGAAGGAUUCAGUCUUGGCAGUGGCGCUUCAUGCGCACAGGUUCGAAGGACCUGAUGUCACUGUUCGGCAAACAACUGUCCGCAGGACAUGUGAAAACGGCAGCGAACAAACGCGUGAACUUUGCGUUGCAUUUCCUAUGGGACUUCUCAAAAAGCACUUGCGAAGCGACACCCUGAAGUUUGGAAAAACAAAUAGAAAUCACUGCAAAGCACAGGGUCCCGUAGGGCACCCAGUCAGGCUCCGUGCAUAGAUGACAAAUAUUGACAUAAAGCUGACAAAUGAUGACAUAAAACAUGUGGGUUUUUACCGGGAUUUUGUCGUUUGGGUGGUUUCCUCAUGUUUUCCAAAUGCACACAACUACACGUUCUGUUUCCGACCUGGAGGGAUCUUUUUGCAUCACAAAGUUGCCAUGAUGCCACUCAAGUGGACAUAGAGCACCGGAACUCAUCGUGACCAACGGACUCAAGAAAAAGGCCAUGUGCCGGGGUGCCCUUUUCAGCCGCACCAGCACAGGAGCGCUAUCUUCUCGGAUCUGGCCUGCUCCCCCCCAGCAGUUGCAAAACAAAUAUGUUGAAAGACUAUGUUUGCGCUGCUGUGAAGACAAUCUACCCUUGCAAGCUGCAGGAAGGCAACAACUUCCAGUUACGGACACCACGACCUAGCUGACGAACACCAAUUACAACGUCAUUUCGUUCUUGUUCUUCUCAGUGUUUACAAGGGCUGGCUUUCGUCCCCUCCCCUCUCAGGUGUGUAUUAGGUCGAUGGAAGGUUGUCCUGCUUUGCUUUGUGCAGCAUUGACGAAGAGGUGUGACACAUGAUUGGUGGAACUCGCACAGCUCGCGUCGCGCAGGUGGUGCUGGAGUUGCUGGGCGGUGGUGGCUGGCGGCUUCUCACCCCCAAAGAGUAUGAGGCCAGCGUGACCCUGAGAUAGCCGGCUAGCUUUGGGGACCCAAAAAUGUGGCUUGAACUUCCGUGACUGAUGUAUGGAAGAAGUUGACAAGCUUGGAGCAGGGAUUUUUCAGACUUUCAUUUGCAGACAUUUAUAGCUGCUCUAUGUCCAUCAGAGAUGUGCCACACUGACACUUGCGUGUGCGCACAUACACAGUCCAUGUCCAUUCCCAAGACCACAAGAUGCCCAGUCUUUAGUGCAAAGGUCACCCUAUACCUCCACCCAGUAUGUCUGAAGCCAUGUCGGUGGAAGCUGCGACCUCGCCAUUGUCGACGGGCUCUCCCCACAACCGUUCAUCACCUCAGCUGGUGACGGCCACCGGCAUGGAAGAUUUACCUGACUUGACAGAUCGCAUCAUGUCAAUGGGUCUUUACGAGGAGUACCAGAAGUUCCGUGAAGGAAAUCUAAUUUGGCGUGGUGGCGGGCACCAUGGCGCGCGUGGAGAGCCCACUGCACAGGCCUUGGAUCGCUCACCGGAGCGACAGCAAAGGAGUUUCUUGAACACCUUCUAUCCCUCUUUUGACACGUGGCACUGGCGGCGGACGGCCUCAUACUGGAUUGCCAUCUCCUUCUUGGAAGGCUCCCUCCUGUUUCUUUUUGGGAGCUGCUUUGGGUUUGCGGCAGACAGUGGUUGGCGCAUCACGGAGAAUCUUCAUGUGAACGCUCGACUGAACAAGGCCUUGAGCAUUUGGCCAGCACUUUUCGGUGGCGUGUUCUUCAGCUUUGGGGCUUACCUCAUGUGCCUAGAGUCAAUGAAUGUGAUGCGCGGCAGAGAUACUUGGAAGACCAAUUUGUUCAAUCUACCUUCGGCAUUGGCAUACCUUGACUCUUGCAACGAGCUGAACCCAGAAGUCACCCGAACGCCAUAUUUGGCCUCGAUGGCCUACUUCGUCGGCACAUCGCUUUAUCCCGUUGCAUUAGUGGCAAACCUGUGGACACACCUGGAGCCUACGAGCAACCUGCUUUUGUCCACAAUUCCCUACACUAUUGGAGGCAUCUUCUUUGUUGUAGCCGGCUUUUUGGAGUGUCUCGAGAACAAGGUCUUCACCACCUCCGCGGCCGAGGGGUCUGCAAUCCCCAAGUGUGCAGCUGCCAUGAAUUUCAUGGGUGGGAUCUUGUUUGCUCUCGGUGGCUUAGUUCUGUUUUUUCCUCACAUGUCUGCGGAAAGCAACAUGUGUUAUCUGGUGGGCUCACUGCUCUACACCAUUGCUAGCAGCCUCAGUGUGAUUUUGUGGAAGGACGAGCAGUUUGGCUUGGCCUACUUGGCAGCUUUGAACCACAUGAGCGGCCAGGAUCGUGCACGAUCCUGGAUUGGUGGUCAGCAAUCUGGUGCAUUUUCAGUGAGAGGAAUUGUAUUCAUCCACCUCUACUGCGUCGUGUCUGUCGUUGCAGUGAUGAACUUUUGCCUCUCCUUGAACCACUUCCUAAGUUCUCCUAACCUCUUCACCAUGACCCGUGCGGGUAACGAAUUUCUGCCUUUUGUCUUGCUCCACUUGGUCUUGCUCAUGCACUCUGCAGUGGUGAAGACUCCAAAGACCCAGCCCUUUCACGCUUUGGUCAUGUCACUUCGCUUCAUUACAGUCGUGAUCAUGCUCCUGGCACUGGGCACUUUCAUCGCAGGCCUCAUGCAUCCUCCUCCGCCUCCCAUGAUUGAGCGCCACUCGUUGCGUUGGCACUUCCGGCCACGACCUUUGAUCAUUUGAAGCUAUGGCAGCUAUGGCCGCACGGCCGCUGCCGCAUCCAAGUGACCUAAGAGCAUGAUGACCGAGCGAAACUUCUCCUUUGAACAAGACCUGGCCCGAAGUGGGGGAUAUUGGGAGAUGCUCAUCCGUCACCUGUGAAUUGCGGCCUUUGUGGUUGUUAAACCCACUAUAAUUGAGAAUCGUUUCUGAUAGUCAGAGAGAGUGAGAGUCGCGAG
Messenger RNA from Durusdinium trenchii, 2978 nucleotides. The record is from the annotation of a GenBank genome assembly. Lineage: Eukaryota; Dinophyceae; Suessiales; Symbiodiniaceae.